Ochotona curzoniae (black-lipped pika) is the source of this 2004-nucleotide messenger RNA. It is a transcript of the gene TRAF4, whose product is annotated as TNF receptor associated factor 4. The transcript is spliced from 7 exons. Gene Ontology annotation, molecular function: protein binding; zinc ion binding. The coding region runs from base 111 to 1523 and encodes 470 amino acids. The record is from RefSeq and is a predicted model, not a curated record. Gene Ontology annotation, biological process: activation of NF-kappaB-inducing kinase activity; signal transduction; regulation of apoptotic process. NCBI's taxonomy places the organism in Eukaryota, Metazoa, Chordata, Mammalia, Lagomorpha, Ochotonidae.
AGUCGGCGCCGCCCGGAGCCGGGAGCGCGGCCGGAGCGAGGCGCGGGCUGUGGGGCCGCCGGCUGUGGGGCCGCCGCGUGCCCGGCCCCGCUCGCCCGUGCCCGCCCGCCAUGCCCGGCUUCGACUACAAGUUCCUGGAGAAGCCCAAGCGGCGGCUGCUGUGCCCGCUGUGCGGAAAGCCCAUGCGUGAACCCGUGCAGGUUUCCACCUGCGGCCACCGCUUCUGCGACACCUGCCUACAGGAGUUCCUCAGUGAAGGAGUCUUCAAAUGCCCUGAGGACCAGCUUCCUCUAGAUUAUGCCAAGAUCUAUCCUGACCCGGAGCUGGAAGUCCAGGUGCUGGGCCUGCCGAUCCGCUGCAUCCACAGUGAAGAAGGCUGCCGCUGGAGUGGGCCACUCCGCCAUCUACAGGGCCACCUGAAUACCUGCAGCUUCAACGUAGUCCCCUGCCCCAAUCGCUGCCCGGCCAAGCUGAGCCGCCGCGACCUGCCUGCGCACCUGCAGCACGACUGCCCCAAGCGGCGCCUCAAGUGCGAGUUCUGUGGCUGUGACUUCAGUGGGGAGGCCUAUGAGAGCCACGAGGGCAUGUGCCCCCAGGAAAGCGUCUACUGUGAGAACAAGUGCGGUUCUCGCAUGAUGCGACGGCUGCUGGCCCAGCAUGCCACCUCAGAGUGCCCCAAGCGCACGCAACCGUGCACCUACUGCGCCAAGGAGUUUGUCUUUGAUACCAUCCAGAGCCACCAGUACCAGUGCCCACGGCUGCCUGUCCCCUGCCCCAAUCAGUGCGGUGUGGGUACCGUGGCUCGAGAGGACCUGCCAGCCCAUCUGAAGGACAGCUGCAGCACUGCCUUGGUGUUGUGCCCAUUCAAAGACUCCGGCUGCAAGCACAGGUGCCCUAAGCUGGCAAUGGCACGGCACGUGGAGGAGAGCGUGAAGCCACACCUGGCCAUGAUGUGUGCUCUGGUGAGCCGGCAACGGCAGGAGCUGCAGGAGCUGCGGCGGGAGCUGGAGGAGCUCUCUGUGGGUAGCGAUGGUGUGCUCAUCUGGAAGAUCAGCAGCUAUGGGCGGCGGCUCCAGGAGGCCAAGGCCAAGCCCAACCUCGAGUGCUUCAGCCCAGCCUUCUACACACAUAAGUACGGUUACAAGCUGCAGGUGUCUGCGUUCCUUAAUGGCAAUGGCAGUGGUGAGGGCACACACCUCUCGCUCUACAUCCGUGUCCUGCCAGGCGCCUUUGACAAUCUCCUCGAGUGGCCCUUUGCCCGCCGUGUCACCUUCUCCCUGCUGGAUCAGAGUGACCCUGGACUGGCUAAGCCACAGCAUGUCACGGAGACCUUCCACCCUGACCCAAACUGGAAGAACUUCCAGAAGCCAGGCACGUGGCGUGGCUCUCUGGAUGAGAGCUCUCUGGGCUUUGGGUACCCCAAGUUCAUCUCCCACCAGGACAUCCGGAAACGAAACUACGUGCGGGAUGAUGCAGUCUUCAUCCGUGCCUCUGUUGAACUUCCCAGGAAGAUCCUCAGCUGAGUGCAGAGCCCGCAGGGCUCUAGGGGAGCGGGGGAUGAGAAGGGGACCCCAGCAGGCACUGGCCGAACCUGGACAGGGGGCCGGACCCUCUUUCAGCUGCUUCUGCUACCCCUUCUCCCCCUACCCACCACCCUCAGGUGCCUCCAAUUGGUGCUUCAGCCCUGGCCCCUGUGGGAAGCAGGUCUUGGGUCAUUAAGGGCUGGAAACGUGAUCCCAGGGCCUGCCUCCCCUCUGGGGCAGGGCAGACAUGCCUUGGUGCCAGCCACACUAUCUGGACUGAGGUGCCUGCUCAGGUGCUACCCCAAGAGCCAUAAGGGGAGGAGUAAUGGGAAAAGGGAGGGGGGUUAAAAAUCUGUCCUGAGAUUGGAUUUUGGAUUUCUCUCCCCCAGCUGUGCCCCUUCUGGUUAUUUAUUUCCUUAGUGCCAGGAGGGCACAGCAGGGGAGCCUUGAUUUUUAAUAAAUCCUGAAUUGUAUUUAUUAA